Messenger RNA from Polypterus senegalus (gray bichir), 2499 nucleotides. RefSeq names its product coiled-coil domain-containing protein 39-like. Gene Ontology annotation, cellular component: axoneme. Bases 1 to 2499 code for a protein of 832 amino acids. The record is from RefSeq and is a predicted model, not a curated record. The transcript is spliced from 17 exons. Gene Ontology annotation, biological process: inner dynein arm assembly; cilium movement; cilium-dependent cell motility. Lineage: Eukaryota; Metazoa; Chordata; Cladistia; Polypteriformes; Polypteridae.
AUGGUAAUGGGACAGAAAAAUGUUUGUAAAGCCAAACAGAAACUGGAAAAACUAAGAUGUCAGCUAAACUGGGAUCACCAGGCUUUAGAGGCCUGGCUUGAAGCCUGUGCCCAAAAAGAUGAAGACUCCAUGAUAAUAUUAAAAUAUGCUAAGCAAGAUGAAAGCAAAAUACGAGAACUGUCAUUGAACAUUGAAAAGCUGACAGAUGAAUUGAUCCAAAGGCGCAGAAUUCUAGAUAAUGAAUUAACUGACACUAUAACAGCCCAGAUAGAAUUGGAUAAGACAGCUGAAGACUUCCGUCGGGCUCAUGUAGAAAGAGUUGAGCUUCUCUGUCAGUGGGAGAACACAAUUGAACAGAUGAAGAAAAGAGAUCAACAAAUUGAUGAAUGCUCACAGCUACUCACUGAAGUAAAACAAGAAAUCAGAGAAAAAGAAGCCCUAAUCAAAGAAAGAAAUGAAUUACUGCACACUGUAAUGCUAAAAAACAAGCAAAGUAAAAGAAAUAUUACAUAUUUAGACCGGAAUGCAGAUAAACUUCGAGAAGAAUGCAUUCAGCAGGAGAGCAAGUUCUCAGUCCUUCAGAGUGAGCUUGAAAGCUUAAAAAAGCUACUAGGCAGGACUACUACUGAUCUAGAAAUCAAAAAAGCCCAACUGGAAAGCAUGGGAAAUGAAAUUUUGGAAAAACAUAAAAAGCUAAAAGAAGCUAAGGAAACAAAUGAGGCCCUUACUCAGAAACUGAAAACAUUUAAUGAGUCAUUGAUGGAAUCAUCAUUACUUGUGAAGGAGAAAACAGAAAAAAUGGAAAGAACAAUAAAAGAGAUGGAGAGAACCAUUAAGAACUUGGAGAACCAACUUAUAUGCUUGAAGGGCAUACAAGCUAAAAGAACACAAGAGCUGCAAAACCAAAUGUUGAAAGAGGAAAAUAUUCUGGCCAAAAUAAAUAUUAGAAAAACAUGUGUACAAAGCCUCAAUUACCGUAUAAGUAAAGUAGAUUGCGAGGCAGAAAAGCAAAUACAACUUGCUUAUAAUCAGGAUUUCAGGAUACAAUAUUUAGAAAGAAAGAUAACAAGGAUGGAGAAGGAGCAUGAUACUGAGAAGCAGGCAAUUGAAGCUAAGACAGAAGAGCUGACCAACAUUCUUCAGGAGAAGAAGGCCACUUGUAGCUUUUUGUCAACACAACUUAAAAGGCUACAGGAUGAAGUUCGGUAUGUUAAAACAAAACUGGACAAAACAGUAUCAGAGUGUUCUGAUCUUGAUGCUAAGAUUCCUCAACUAAAUAUUGUCAUUGAUGUGUCAACAAAAGAAGUGAAGACGCUUAAGAUCAAAAAGCAGGAGGCUCUGGCUGAGGUUAAUGUUAUGAAACUGCACAUAAAGCGUCUGCGAGACCUACUAUACAGUAAGACAGAUAUUACAAUUUCUUUAGAGAAGAGAAAACUGUUAUUACAGAAUGCAAUGAGGGAAAGGCAAGAUGAAAUCAAGGUCCAUCGGGAAAUGCUUCACACUCAGUACAGACUAAUAGACCAGGAACGUCAAGCAAUCAGCAUGGAAGUCAAUGAAAAAUUAGCUAAAAUAGAGAAAUUAAAAAAAAGGUAUGAAGUUGUUACACUUGCCAUUGCGCCUCCAGAAGGAGAACAGGAGUCCACUCAAGCAUAUUAUAUUGUCAAGGCUGCUCAGGAGAAAGAGGAGCUUCUCCGUGAAGGAAAUGAAUUGGAUACCAAAAUUCACAAGACGGAAAAAGAAAUAGAAGCAUUAGAAAAUACAUUAGACUUACUUAAUCGCCACAAUUCAACAUAUAGAAAAUCAGUUAAUAAAGUUACAGACUCAGGUGAAGAUUAUGAAGAAAAAUUAAAACUUGAAGAGAAAAAUCAAAUACUUGAAGGGAAAUUCCUAGAUAAAGCAAAACAGAAAGAACAGGUCCAAGAAGAGAUGCAGUCUAUGAACAACAUGCUUGAGAAUCUAAAGAUUACUGAAGCCUCACUGAUUACAGACAAAUUGGAAAUAGAAAGUCGGAUUCAGAGUUUAAAUAAAGAAGUGGAGUACCAAAAGGAAAAACUGGACAGAGCCAAGAAACAGUGUGUAAAACUGCAUAAGGAAAUUAAUUCUUCAAGACAAAGUGAAGGGGAAAUCCCAGAAGAGCAAGAAAUUAUGUUGCGCGAAUUAAGAGAUUUCAGUAAGUCUCUUAAUAAAAUGAUAGCUGAAGUCAUGGUUGAUCAGCCCAGUUUGGCUUUGAUACUUGAAGUAUUCUAUAAUCAGCCGGCAGGAUACAAGAGUCCUCGAGAUGACGGAGGGACAGGACCUCAAUACCGUGCUGCAGACCAUGAAUGCCCAACUCCAGGCCCUGCAGCAGGCGCAAGCCAACACCACCCGGGAGUUAGAGGCCACGAAGGCCAGGCUGGCCGAGGCGCAACGCAACAGGCAAGAGCCGGCCAAAGCAAAGCCUCCUCCACUGGUAACUUUGACCGAGGCAGACGAUAUAGAAUCCUACCUCGGGAUAUUUGA